UAUAACCAAAGAAAACACGUUUAUACAUGACGACGUUUCAUGUCACAGCCUGCAUGCGAGUCAACACGAAGGUGUUCAGUACAGGUGAACUGUCGAAGCGGGAAAACAUCGAUUCAAAGGGACAGAAAGACUCAUGGGUGACUGCGAGGAGACCGACUUGUUUUGGGCGUCUUUGAUUUCGCCCGGGAAGAGAAAACGAAAGAAAGACUCCAAGAAGGACAAAAAAUGCAAAAAGAAAGAACAAAUGGACGAAAAAGUCGAAGGAAAAAAGAAGACGACAAACUCCAAAUUCAAAGAAGCGAUGGGGAAAAAGAAGCGAAUUAAAAAAGAGAAGAAGAAAAAGAAAAACAGAUCGGCUCUGGACGACGACGAGGAAAAACCUCAAACAUCAAAUCCAUCCAGGCGCAGCAGUGACGAGCUAAAACCCGACAAGAAGAAACGAAAAAAGAAAGUCUCGUUUGACUUGUCGCCGGGCGUCAUCUGGGCCAAACAUCCUAAAUCCAUCCCAUCGUCUUCCCAGCAUCCCAAAGAGAGCGUCCUCUUAGAAGACGCUGCCGCUGCGAGCGCCGGCGUGUUCACGGCGACAGGUCAAACGCACGACGACGACUCUCAGCUCAACAGCGAGGACAUAAACAGCCAGGACCUGUUCAUCACCCAGAAGACCUUCAGGGCGUCGCCCUCUGAGCCUUCGAGCGGCGAAGCCAGCGAUGAAGUUAUUCCUCAGACGCCCUCGCCGCAGGUAGAGCGGCAUCUCGAGGGAUCGUACGAACGUCCACGGGAGUCGCAUUUCCAUCAGCUUCACGGAAAGACGACACUUCUCACACAAGGAGAAGAGAGGACAAAGAAAGUACAUCGUGAGCACAAGAAGGGAAACUUCAUGGACAAGGAGGGUAAGAAAGUACCGUGUCCUCCCGUAGACGUCAAGCCCAGGGUGGUGCCUCCUUUCCUGGACGACCCCAUCAAUGCAACCCCGUCCCUGCAUGAGUCAAAGACAAGCACCUCCACCCAGACCGAAAACCUGUUCACCACCGAGCUCUCCUCUUACCUCAACUUCUGCCGCAGAGUGACCGUACCCUUGGACAACCUGAAACCUCUAGACCUGAGCCUGCCGCAGAGGGCCAGAAAAGACUUCGGGACGUCGGUGAAGAUCAACCGCAAAGACCUGAACCCGCAGCCUUUAGGCGCCAAAGACGUUGUGGUGAAGAAAGAGCCUCCCAGUCAACACCGUCUGUCUUUAAGCACACGAGGCAAAAGUAAAACAUCUCCGACCCUCCAGUCGGAGUCUGACACCAAGUGUGGAGAAACCACCAACUCCAGCGAGGACGAGCCGACAAACCGCUCUGGAAAGCUGGAGCUGACCCAGGCUCGAGCGGUCCAGACCAAACUCAACGAGUCCUUCUUUUUCAAGACCAAAGGGGACGGACAGUCACCGAGGCCGGAGUCUGCGCUGAUGAAACUCGCUCAGGGCCAAGACGUGAAGACGAGGAAGGGCCGCGUCACGCGACCUGCAGUCAGCGGCUGCCGCUUUAACGCCACGCCGCAAAGAGCAGCCAAGUACGAGUUCAACUCGUGACGGAUGUUAUGGAGAAUCCAGCCAUAGUUACCCAAAAAUGAACUUAAUGUCACUCGUUUGAAUUCUCGAGUAACUUUUCUAGACGUUUGUUCGUGUUUUAAGUUCAAAUAUCAGCUCCAGUAAGAACUUUUUGAAUGUUUCCAGGAAACUUUCACAUCAAAUUGUCGCUCAUGGCGUUGUUUGUUGGCUGUUCUGUAUGAAAGGAAGUCUUUUAUAAAUUAAAGUUGAGCUUUGCUACUGAGGGGCAAUCGGGCUGCAUUCAUGAUUUGUGUCGUCAUAGUAACCCAAUCUGAACAUCAGGAGAAAGUUUCAGAGCGUCCCGGUAACCAUAGUGACUGUACACCUGAGCGGUAACCAUGGUAACUCACGGUGCCAGAGGAGAGGGCGAGACGCUGAAUGAACCGUUUACUCAGAUAUACUGCAGACACAUGUAGAGAGACAGACAGCUGAGAGACAGCAAGAGAGA
Larimichthys crocea (large yellow croaker) is the source of this 2039-nucleotide messenger RNA. RefSeq lists its product as uncharacterized. The transcript is spliced from 3 exons. The coding region runs from base 134 to 1573 and encodes 479 amino acids. The record is from RefSeq and is a predicted model, not a curated record. NCBI's taxonomy places the organism in Eukaryota, Metazoa, Chordata, Actinopteri, Sciaenidae.